AUGAUUCCGUUUGCUAUUUCCAAUCAUCGCUUUCUGACGAUGCAAUCGAUAUAUUUGGGGCUCUUGAUAGCAUCAUCAUCAAUAGGUGUCAAUGGACAACAACCUAGAAUUGUAGGGGGAACAGAAGCAUCCGAAGGGGACUUUCCAUUUUUUGUACACAAUGGCCAUUGCGGGGGAUCUCUGAUACAUGGUGACAUUGUUCUAACCGCAGCUCAUUGUCAUCACAAAUCCACUCGCAGGACGGUGCAAGUGGGAGCCCUCCAAAGAGAAUCCUUGGAUGAUGGUUCCAAGUACGCCACUGUGGAAUCCGAAAUGCUCCAUCCGGACUUUGCCAAGGGGAACAAUGAGUUUGAUUUUAUGCUCCUCAAACUGGGGGGUUGGGUGGAUCCGCAACAUGUGGUUCCGCUCAAUAAUCAAUUUCGGAUUCCGCCCAUGAAUGAUCCGGAUGUAGUCUUUGACAUUAUGGGGUUUGGACAAAUCUCGGAAGGAGGCCCCCAAUCGGAAAUUUUGCUCCACACCACGGUCAAACCAGUGGCGGCCGAACAAUGCCAAGAAGUGUACGAGAUGUACGCCUUUGACGAAGCGACCAUGAUUUGUGCCUUGGACAAUGGCAAGGACUCUUGUACGGGGGAUUCGGGAGGACCGCUCAUGUACAAUGGAGUCUUGGUGGGAAUUACCUCGUGGGGGUUGGGGUGUGCCCGGUAUCCAGGAGUCUAUGCACGAGUCAGUGCAGCGUAUGGAUGGAUCAUUCAGAAUGUGUGUCGACUUUCCGACCAACCGCCCGCUUAUUGCGAUGACGAUUGGGUGGACACUCCUAUUACACAACCAACGGAUGGGGUCCAUUGGGUUCGAGUCGACUUGCAAUACGAGUCGGAUGCCAUUGAAUUGGACUGGUCCUUGGUCAAUACCGAUACAAAUGAAAUAGUGGCACAGUCGUCCAAUGAAAAGGAACGAUUCGAUCAUACGGUGGUUUCGACCUAUGCCUUUGUCGAAACUGGAAACUAUGACUUUAAUUUCAAUGGACAAGGUUCGUACAAGGUAUCAGUGAUUCGAAAUCGAGCCACCAUUUCGGGAGAUGGAGAGGAGACCAUUCUUGCGCAAGGGACUGCUUCCAGACCCUUGCGGAUUGCCGAUCCAACUACUGCAGUACCAACACGUGCACCGACACCUCCGCCAACUGUGGGAGAGCAACAAGUCGAAACUCAAAUACCUACUUUUGGAAUGACAGAAUCCUUUGCACCAACGCCAGUGGUAUCGGCUUCUCCAACCGCUUACACGGGUCCAACGGUAGAUAUCGAAAUUUGGAUCUCCAUUGCUCAACACCCAGAAGAGGUUGUUUGGAGGCUGUUGGACUUUUCAGGACGGAGCGUCAUUGAACGCAUGUCGCCGGGAUUCUACACGGAAGAGGGUGGUUGGAUAUCCACAAUUACAUUAAGAGCAAAGGGUAUCUAUACCUUUGUCGUGACGGAAGCCAAAGGGAGAAGCAAUGUUCGGUAUUCCAUUCUAGCAGUGGACGACAAGGCUGAAGUUACCGACUAUUUGGUGGACGAUCAGACGGAUCGAUCUUUGGAUCCACCAACGGAACGAAAUUUUCAUAGGACUUCAACCUUUGCAGUGUAG
Cylindrotheca closterium is the source of this 1620-nucleotide messenger RNA. NCBI's taxonomy places the organism in Eukaryota, Bacillariophyta, Bacillariophyceae, Bacillariales, Bacillariaceae. The record is from the annotation of a GenBank genome assembly.